Molecule: messenger RNA, 2664 nt
Organism: Rangifer tarandus platyrhynchus (Svalbard reindeer)
Lineage: Eukaryota; Metazoa; Chordata; Mammalia; Artiodactyla; Cervidae
Source: the annotation of a GenBank genome assembly
AUGCCGUCUCUGCCUCAGGAAAGAGUUAUUCAGGGACCUACUCCCCUGGAUCUGAAUACAGAAUUGCCUUAUCAAAGCACGAUGAAAAGGAAAGUCAGAAAGAAGAAAAAGAAGGGAACCAUUACAGCAAAUGUUGCUGGGACAAAGUUUGAAAUUGUGCGUUUAGUAAUAGAUGAAAUGGGAUUUUUGAAAACGCCAGAUGAAGAUGAAACAAGCAAUCUUAUAUGGUGUGAUUCUGCUGUUCAGCAAGAGAAGAUUGCAGAGCUGCAAAAUUACCAGAGGAUCAACCAUUUUCCAGGAAUGGGGGAGAUCUGUAGGAAGGAUUUCCUAGCGAGAAAUAUGACCAAAAUGAUCAAGUCCCGGCCUCUGGAUUAUGCCUUUGUUCCUCGAACAUGGAUCUUCCCUGCUGAAUAUACACAAUUUCAAAACUACAUGAAAGAAUUAAAGAAAAAAAGAAAGCAGAAGACUUUUAUAGUAAAACCAGCUAAUGGUGCAAUGGGUCAUGGGAUUUCUUUGAUAAGAAAUGGUGAUAAGCUUCCAUCUCAGGAUCAUUUGAUCGUUCAAGAAUACAUUGAAAAGCCUUUCCUAAUGGAAGGUUACAAGUUUGAUUUAAGAAUUUAUAUCCUGGUAACAUCAUGUGAUCCACUAAAAAUAUUUCUCUACCAUGAUGGACUUGUGCGAAUGGGAACAGAGAAGUACAUUCCACCUAAUGAGUCCAACUUGACCCAGUUGUACAUGCAUCUGACAAACUACUCUGUGAACAAGCAUAAUGAACGUUUUGAAAGAGAUGAAACUGAAAACAAAGGCAGCAAACGUUCCAUCAAAUGGUUUACAGAAUUCCUACAAGCAAAUCAGCAUGAUGUUGCUAAGUUUUGGAGUGAUAUUUCAGAAUUGGUGGUGAAGACUCUGAUUGUAGCAGAACCUCACGUCCUGCAUGCAUAUCGAAUGUGCAGACCUGGUCAACCUCCAGGAAGUGAAAGUGUCUGCUUUGAAGUUCUGGGAUUUGAUAUUUUGUUGGAUAGAAAACUAAAGCCAUGGCUUCUGGAGAUCAAUCGAGCUCCGAGCUUUGGCACUGAUCAGAAAAUAGACUAUGAUGUGAAAAAGGGAGUGCUGCUAAAUGCACUGAAGCUUCUAAAUAUUAGGACCAGUGAUAAAAGGAAAAACUUGGCUAAACAAAAAGCUGAAGCUCAAAGGAGGCUUUAUGGUCAGAAUUCAAUAAAAAGACCCUUACCAGGUUCCUCAGAUUGGGAACAACAAAGACAUCAGUUGGAGAAGCGGAAAGAAGAGCUGAAGGAGAGACUCGCUCAGGUACGGAAGCAGAUCUCGAAAGAAGAACACGAAAAUCGACACAUGGGGAAUUACAGGCGAAUUUAUCCUCCUGAAGAUAAAACACUACUUGAAAAGUAUGAAAAUUUGUUGGCUGUUGCCUUUCAGACCUUCCUUUCAGGAAGAGCAGCUUCAUUCCAGCGAGAGCUGAAUAAUCCUUUGAAAAGGAUGAAGGAGGAAGACAUUUUGGAUCUUCUGGAACAAUGUGAAAUUGAUGAUGAAAAGCUAAUGGGCAAAACUACCAAGUCUCGAGGACCAAAGCCUCUGUCUUCCAUGCCUGAGAGUACCGAGAUAAUGAGAAGACAGAAGUACUGCAGCAGUGACAGCAGCUAUGGCAGUAGCAGCAGCUCUUCAGAAUCUGACGAAAAUGAAAAAGACGCGUACCAAGAUAAGAAAAGAGAAAAGCAAGUUACGUAUAAUCUUAAACAGUCCAACCACUACAAGUUAAUCCAGCCAUCUAGCUCCAUAAGGCGUUCAGUCAGUUGUCCUCGGUCCAUCUCUUCUCAGUCACCAUCUUGUGCAGACAUCCGCCCCUUUUCUGCUCAGCAAGUGAUAUCAGCAUCCCGGCCAACUUCAGGGUCUCGGUCCCAUUCUUUAAACCGUGCCUCCUCCUACAUGAGGCACCUGCCUCAAAGUAAUGAUGCCAGCUCCUCUGACUCUCUAACGAGUGAGUCUUUGCGGAAACUGAGACCAAAAGAACAAGAAGAUGAUCUAACAAGUCAGACCUUAUUUGUUCUCAAGGAUAUGAAGAUCCGGUUUCCAGGAAAAUCAGAUGCAGAAUCAUUAAUUCUGAUAGAAGAUAUCAUUGAUAACUGGAAGUAUCAUAAAACAAAAGUGGCUUCAUAUUGGCUCAUAAAAUUGGACUCUGUAAAACAACGAAAAGUUUUGGACAUAGUGAAAACAAGUAUCCGUGCAGUUCUUCCACGUAUCUGGAAGGUACCUGAUGUUGAGGAAGUGAAUUUGUAUAGAAUUUUCAACCGAGUUUUUAAUCGCUUACUCUGGAGUCAUGGCCAAGGUCUGUGGAACUGUUUUUGUGAUUCAGGAUCCUCUUGGGAGAGUAUUUUCAAUAAAAGCCCGGAAGUGGUGACUCCUUUGCAGCUUCAGUGUUGCCAGCGCCUGGUUGAGCUUUGUAAACAGUGCCUGCUAGUGGUUUACAAAUAUGCAAGUGACUCAAGAGGAUCACUCUCAGGCAUUGGUACUGAUUGGGGUAAUUCCAGGUAUUUACUACCAGGAAGUACACAAUUCUUCAUGAGAACACCAACCUACAACUUGAAAUACAGUUCACCUGGAAUGGCUCGCUCCAAUGUUUUGUUUACAUCCCGAUAUGGCCAUUUGUGA